UGCAGUCGUUUGCAGCAUGCUAUCUGGGUGACCCCACAGUUGGCCCGGCCCCGUUUUUCCGCCUGGGCUGCGGUUCCCCGGCGACACCCCGACCCAGUUCGCCGAAGCUCUUCCAUCACAGCCCCCGCCGGCAUCGGGUGGCCCAGCACCAGGCAUGCUGGCUUCUGAGGUUGUGAGGCUCAACGUCGGAGGCGCCCAUUUCGAGACACUGCGUUCGACCCUCAGCAGCCCCCAGGCAGCCCAGUCCCGCUUCGAGACGAUGCUCGAUGGCACCCAGGCCUGGGCCCGACAAACCAUCGACGGAGCAUAUUUUAUUGACCGGGACCCCAGACACUUUCGGCACAUCCUGAACUACCUGCGCGCCACAUUCCAACCCGGCAGCAUUGCGGGCCGACAGUCAUUGCUGGAACUUAAACAAGAAGCCGAGUGGUUCGGCUUGCUUCCGAUGGCGCAAGAAAUCGAUCAGGUGCUAUUUGGUUUGGAGGCAGAGUAGCCGAGGGAUGGUACAGGCGGCGACAAAUGCGCUGGUAGACUCGGCACAGCCGAUUGACUGCCAUAAAUAUGAUGUUCGGAGCGGGGCCAGACCAUGGAACUUGGUACACAGACGCGCGAAUAGAGCGCCGAUUACACUUGCAUCUACGACUCUCGGUGUCGCCGGGCUCGCCGGGCAGCGCUCUGAUGCUCGCGAAUGAGCUUGACGUUGGUCGGGGCGUU
Molecule: messenger RNA, 714 nt
Organism: Polychytrium aggregatum
Lineage: Eukaryota; Fungi; Chytridiomycota; Chytridiomycetes; Polychytriales
Product: BTB/POZ protein
Exons: 3
Coding region: 155-493 (112 amino acids)
Biological process (GO): protein homooligomerization
Molecular function (GO): protein binding
Source: RefSeq, a predicted model, not a curated record